AAGAGGACAGAGAGCACUCAGCCUCCGUGGUUCUGUCUGGGUUUUCAAAGCCGUUAAAGUUUAAGAAGAAACUUGCAGAUUACUUAUUCAUUCCUGCGCUCAUCACAUGGAAUAUAAAGAACAUUUAAAGCCCUUCAGAGGAUACAGAAUAAAAGGUACACUUCCGCUGCAUUUUACAUAGCUCUUGGUAGGAGUGCUUUCUGUGCUGGGAUUAUGGCAUCUGUUCCAUCGGCUGGUUGCCUUUUAGCAAGAAAUCAGUUUUACAGAGUUCGCAUGAAUUCAGAGUCCAGUGACUCUUCCAUUGGUUCAGAUGUGGGACUUCCAAUGGAUCAUGAGAAGUCAGCUCAAGGUUUGCCUGAGCUGACUGAGAAAUGUUGGUGGCUGAAAAACUUCUACUCUGAACAAGUCCCGUCUUCUUCAAUCCACAUAAAUAUAUCUGCUAACAAGAACCACAGCUGACUCAAACCGUAAAUGCAGCAGAUGAUAUGAAUCUUUGCAACACUGCUAAAAAUGAUCACUUCCCACGUCAUCCUUGCCACGCUCCCAUGCUACUACCUGCACGUACUUCACUCUAUGUAGUCUGGAGUGAAUGAGAAUCAAUACAGCGAACGUUUAAUUCUAUGUUUCAUAUCACUUCAUUUCCUUUCUUUAAGUAUAUCAUGAGGAUCAGCAGUCAAUUAUAAAAAUAUUGAAUUUGUACUUAGACGCACAUUAAUGUACAUUAACGAAAAUUCAAACGAAUUACCACAAAGAUCCUAAAUGUGCAAUGAAGUAAUAAGUGGCUUGAUUCUAGUUAUGCUGUUGAAUGAGCACUAUUAUUUUCAAUUGUAUUCUCCCAGUAUUCAGCAUUAUGUAUAUUUCAUUAUUCAAAUUAUGUAUAAUAUUCACAAAGCUAAAGAUACGUAUUACAAUGCAAUUGCAGACAGAAACUUACUGGAGCUGGCAGUUGACAUUUGACAAGAGAACAUUCUGUGCUGUGAUUGACAGUUGACUACCUAUUGGUUCCAGUUCUAUCCCCCUUAAAUACACAGACAUGCUCAACUGAAAGGGCACUACAUUUAUCAAUUAGGGCUUUGAUUCACGUCGGUGAGAAAAAAUUUACUUUUUUCUUUAAAAAACGAUAACACAUCUAUAAAACGUAAUUUAUUUUAGCAGAUUUAUAAUAUAACAUUUCUCCAAAUCUUAAAAAAAUAUAAUUAUAGUUUUAAUCCCCCCCAAGCAUUGUGCUCAUGUAAAUUAAUGGCCUAGUAAAUCCAGGACAUUCUGAAUGAUUAAAUAAUAUGGAACAUGGGCUUGUGAUGAGAUAACAUCCAAACAACAACCAAAAUAUUAUGUUACUUUGUGGAUAGUUCUCUAAAGGUAAUACAUAUUGAUUCAUAGUCAACUGUUAAAGUCAAAUACAUUAUAAAAAGGAUGUUAUAUGUUGCUUUGUUUAAUUUAAAUAAUUAAGGAAGUGUUUUUUGAUUAAAAAAAAUAUUUUUGUGGAAAUUGCAGUGAUCAUAAUGUGCUUUUGGUCACUUUCUAUUAUUCCUAAACACUACUGACAAUACGGAGAUGAUGUCACUGACAACUAUUUCCCCCAAAGAAAAAACACACCAUGUGUAGCUGCCUUUAUAGUUUGAUAUGUCCAAGUGGAAUACUGCUGAACUAAUGUGCCUAUAAAUAAUGUGUAGCAUAUAUCAUGUCUUGUAUGAAUGUGUGUUUAUUUUUUAAAGGUUUGGCAAAUAUAUCCAUAUUCUUCAUGGAUUCCUAUUAUAUUUUCUACUGUUUAUAUCUAAUAAAACAAUGAAAAAUA
Xenopus laevis (African clawed frog) is the source of this 1795-nucleotide messenger RNA. It is a transcript of the gene ppdpfl.L, whose product is annotated as pancreatic progenitor cell differentiation and proliferation factor-like protein. The transcript has 5 exons. Lineage: Eukaryota; Metazoa; Chordata; Amphibia; Anura; Pipidae. Bases 214 to 459 code for a protein of 81 amino acids. The record is from RefSeq and is a predicted model, not a curated record.